Neltuma alba is the source of this 2031-nucleotide messenger RNA. Its product is annotated as cinnamoyl-CoA reductase 1. The record is from RefSeq and is a predicted model, not a curated record. Lineage: Eukaryota; Viridiplantae; Streptophyta; Magnoliopsida; Fabales; Fabaceae. Gene Ontology annotation, molecular function: oxidoreductase activity, acting on the CH-OH group of donors, NAD or NADP as acceptor. The transcript has 13 exons. The coding region runs from base 32 to 1927 and encodes 631 amino acids.
GCCACAAAAAAGCAACGACGCAGGAAAAGGGAUGGCGGUGUGUGUAACUGGUGCUUCUGGCUUUAUUGCUUCAUGGCUCGUCAAGCACCUUCUUCUCCGUGGCUACUCUGUCAGAGGCACUGUACGUAAUUCAAAUGAUCCAAAAAAGAUAGACCACUUGCUGAAACUUGAUGGCGCCAAGGAGAGAUUGCAGCUGAUGAAAGCAGAUUUGAUGGAUGAAGGUUCCUUUGAUCCUGUUAUUGAGGGAUGUGUGGGUGUCUUUCAUACUGCUUCUCCCUUUAUUAUUAAUGAUAUCAAAGAUCCACAGGAUGAACUAAUCGAUCCAGCGGUCAAAGGGACUCUCAAUGUUCUCAAGUCUUGUGCUAAAUUUUCAUCAGUGAAACGUGUCGUUUUAACUUCCUCCAUUGCUACGGUUGCCUAUAAUAGAAAGCCUAGAACUCCUCAUGUUGUUGUUGAUGAGACAUGGUUAUCAGAUCUUGAUUUAAGUAGGGAAUCUAAGCUUUGGUACAGAGUUUCCAAGAUUUUGGCUGAAGAUGCUGCCUGGAAAUUUGUGAGGGAGAACAAAAUUGACAUGGUUACGAUCAAUCCAGCUACAACAAUUGGACCACUCUUGCAACCAACGCUUAACGCUAGUGCUGCUGUAAUUUUAAAUCUGAUAAAUGGUGCACAAACAUUUCCAAAUAAUAGUUUUGGAUGGGUCAACGUGAAAGAUGUUGCAAAUGCCCAUAUUCAAGCAUUUGAAACUUGUUCAGCUAAUGGAAGAUAUGUUUUGGUUGAAAGGGUAGCACACUUCUAUGAUAUUGUAAAGAUUUUGAGUGAACUAUACCCCUUGUUGGAACUUCCUGAAAAGUGUGCAGACCAGAGGGGACUUGAGCCUAAAUAUCAGGUUUCUAAGGAAAAGGCAAAAACUUUGGGAAUUGAUUUUAUUCCAUUGGAAAAAAUGUGUGGGAAAGGAAUGGUGGUGUGCGUCACUGGUGCUUCUGGCUUUAUUGCUUCAUGGCUCGUCAAGCUUCUUCUUCUUCGUGGUUACACUGUGAGAGCCACCGUGCGUGAUCCAAAUGAUCCGAGGAAGGUAGAGCAUUUGGUGAAACUGGAAGGAGCAAAGGAGAGAUUGCAUCUGAUGAAAGCAGAUCUGUUGGAAGAGGGUUCCUUUGAUUCUGCUGUUGAAGGCUGUGUCGGUGUCUUCCACACUGCUUCACCUGUGGUUCUUGGUCUCCACGUCGACCCUCAGAAUGAUCUUAUUGAGCCAGCAGUUAGAGGAACUCUGAAUGUUCUUAGAUCAUGCGCAAAAUCAACGUCACUGAAACGACUCGUUUUAACCUCUUCCAUAUCUGCAGUGAUGUGUAAUGGAAAGCCUCUAACUUCAGACGUUGUUCUUGAUGAAUCAUGCUUUUCAACUCCAGAUGGUUGCGAGCAAUUUAGCCCGGAAUGGACAGGAUAUAAACUUUCCAAGACACUGGCAGAAGGAGCUGCUUGGAAAUUUGUGAAAGAAAAUAACAUCGACAUGGUUACUAUCAAUCCAGCAAUGGUGAUAGGACCUCUCUUGCAACCAACACUUAACGCAUCGGUAGAAGCAAUUUUAAUUCUAUUUAAUGGUGCAAAGACAUUUCCAAAUAAAGUUUAUGGGUGGGUCCAUGUGAAAGAUGUUGCAAAUGCCCAUAUCCAAGCAUUUGAAAUUCCUUCGGCUAAUGGAAGAUAUUGUUUGGCUGAGACAGUGAAACACUAUUCUGAAAUAGUACAGAUUUUACGUGAACUAUACCCAAUGUUACAAUUUCCAGACAAGUGUGAGGAACAACCCCUGAAGCCAACAUAUCGAAUUUCUAAGGAUAAGGCGAAGACAUUAGGAAUUAGUGAGUUCAUUCCAUUUGAAGUGAGUCUAAUAGAGACGGUGGAAAGUUUCAAAGAAAAGAAAAUGGUUGACUUUUAAAUUGUGCUAUAUAUAUAUAUAUAUAUAUAUAUAUAUAUAUAGCCAAGUCAUAAUAUAUAUCUUUGCGGAAUAAAUGUUGAUUACAAUAAUCAUGAUUUUGUAUG